AUAAAAUUAAUUAACCACGUGGAGAGUGUUUGAUCUAUGCAAGCCCAAGUACUUCAAAUCGCGUAUUGACUAUUCAAAUCGCGAAAUAUCAUGCCGGUCAAGUUAAACAAAUACACACGUUUAAAUACAUAUGAAAUACACGCUUUUAUGCGACACACAUACAAAUACACAUAAUUUUUACUUUAAGUCGUUGAUUCAAGAAUCUUCAAGCCGAGCCAAUCAAUUUUCAACAAAGUCUUUUAAGAAUCUUUCUUCUCCCAUCGAACGAGCAAGGAAAUGCGAUCGAAUGCUUGAUUGAAAAUCAGCGCGAGAAGGAUAAGACAUAGACGACCAAGUCGCCGCGUCCUUCUUUCUCCGGCUGCGCGUGACGCGCGAAUUCUCCUCUCUUCUCCUUCUCCUUCUAUCUGCGAUGCGUCAGCGAGUCGCUAAGCGAACCUAACCUAACCGACAUACACGUCCGCCUCACUUUCUCCUCGUACUUUGUCUUUACCGGCUUUUCCACUAGGAUAUCGUCUCGAUCUUCAGUACGCGGAUGGUCCUGAAACCUCGGCCGUUGCGUCCACCAUCGCCUCGAUUUUUUUAGCAAUCACAGGCGAGCGCGAAAUCCUUUUUAAGGUUAGAGGUUCGUCUGUCGGAUUGACGGUCAUUGGAAGGGCGGCGGUAAUCAGUUUGACCCGGGCUAUGUAUGAAUAAAAUCGUGGCUACGAGCAUCAGUGCUACGUUCUUUAUUUCACCGUUGAUCUAGUGAGAGUGAUCGAAAAAAAAAAGAAAAAAAAAAGUGCCAAGAAGAUAAGUGUAAGGUUUACGUAUUCGAAGAAAACAAAAUUUUUAAAGCAAUAAUUACAAACAAGUGGGAGAGAUAGACGGUGAUCGACGACGCUUCGCACAUACACUUGUAUACUGGGACCGAAUACGUUGGCAGUUACGCAACAGGAUUAUUUUAUGCGGCAAGAUGAUGGAGACACAAAAUUACUGGGAGGACAGUUCCGCGCAUUCUAUGCAAGUGAAAUACGAGAGUCUCGAUGGCAGAUCCUGCAAAGAUGAAAUCUACAGAAUGGGUCUUGGUGCGAGCUAUUGCGAGGGAAAUCUGAAUUUCGCAACGGCAUCCGAGGACGAUGAAGUCUAUACGAAAAAGAAAGUGUCGAGGCAAGAUCCGAUGUCGCACAGAAUCAUAGAAAAACGCAGACGGGAUCGUAUGAACAACUGCUUGGCAGAUUUAAGUAGAUUAAUACCCGCUGAGUAUUUGAAAAAGGGAAGGGGUAGAGUUGAAAAAACGGAAAUAAUUGAGAUGGCCAUUCGUCACAUGAAACAUCUUCAAGGUCUUAGACAAGACUCGAAGCAUCACACGCCAGUCUCAUCGAUACACACGGUGCACGCGGAGGACAGCGUCGACAGUGUCUCUCAUCCGUCACCGACGAGUACCAGCGCCGCCGAGCAUUACAGACUUGGCUACCAGGAGUGUCUCAGCGAGGCGAUGCACUUCCUCGUGGAGGUCGAGGGAUAUUUCGCUCGGGAUGCCUUGUGCGUGCAGCUCAUCGGUCAUCUGCAGCAGCACUGUGACAAAAUACUGGCGUCGAGUGACAGACUGGGUUUUCCACAUCCUGUGGAUUUGCCGACUCUAAACAAUUCGAGCUGCGGUGGCGUCAGCUCCUUCUCACAAGCAAACAUUUCAUCCAUGUGCCCUAGCAAUAAUGUUACCAGCAACGGCCUCGGUCACCUAAACAACAACAACAACAACAACAACAACAAUAAUAAUAAUAAUAAUAAUAAUAAUAAUAACAACAACAACGGCAACAAUAAUAAUAAUCAUCAUUAUAAUCAUCAUAGUGCCCAGCAGCACUCGCUUCUGCACAGUAGCGGUAGUGGCUCGGAGCGGUGCUCGAGUUCAGGCGGCGUCUCGUCCCUCGAUUCCUGUGAAUCCCGGCCGCAGCGAGCCUUGAUCCCGCCGCCGACCCUCGCCAGCGACGACAGCAAUCACAGCAGCCACUCGCAGGGCAGCAGCGGUCUGCUCGUCUCCAGCUCGAACUCGGUCCAGCCGGACGUCCAGCAGAGGCCACCGGCCAACUACAAGUUCAAAAAUUCGAUUAAGCAGAGGUUCUCCGCCGACCAAAGGAUAAAGACCUCGUCUUCGCCGACAGCCUCCUCGAGUGGAAGCAGCUCCGAGGCCUCGCCCAAACAUUGUCAACAUCACAAUCACCAGGGCAUACCGAUAUUCGCGCUCCACGACAACGGCGGUUUCUACAUACCCCUGACCGUCGAGGCCGCCCUGCUCAGGCCGCACCUAGGUUAUACGACGUCGGAUUUGGGGCCGGACACUGUGCUGCAUCCCGUCACGAUAUCCGUCAAUUUCAAUCAUUCGACGCCACCGGCGUGGUCACAUCAGAGUCCGACCCAUCACAUACAGUAGUACGAGUCGAGCAGCGAUCGGCCGCACAAUGAAGGACAUUUAUGUUGAUUGCGACGUGAUUCCGUUGUUAUACCGGAUGUACAGAUGAUGACGGCACGGGAGGGCAACGAUUGACGAUUUUAUUGCACUCGUUAUAGUAUUCUGUGCCCGCACGUACAACAUACAACACCGCGUAUCAAACAACGCUUUUUAUGUUAAGGACAAGGAAGAAUGCUCACGAAGCCUGAAAUUUACGAUUAUGAGAAUUAACUGUGUUUUGUUGAUGCAUGCAAUAUUUAUAUUUACAUUUUCAUUCGCACGAAUUGGAAAUAUCGCGCACGUGCCAAUUUGUUUACGCUCA
Messenger RNA from Ceratosolen solmsi marchali, 2747 nucleotides. It is a transcript of the gene cwo, whose product is annotated as transcription factor cwo. Gene Ontology annotation, biological process: regulation of DNA-templated transcription. Gene Ontology annotation, molecular function: DNA binding; protein dimerization activity. Bases 953 to 2407 code for a protein of 484 amino acids. NCBI's taxonomy places the organism in Eukaryota, Metazoa, Arthropoda, Insecta, Hymenoptera, Agaonidae. The transcript has 7 exons. The record is from RefSeq and is a predicted model, not a curated record.